UUCCCGCUCCCUCCAAAUUUAUUUUAACAUUUCAAAAACUCUUUAAACAUAAAAAUUGAAGACAAUAAUCUUCAGAUGACUCAGACGAAAAAAAUCUUACAAGAGGAAAAUCGAUUUUAGGUGCAGUGACAGUUCAAUAAAAGUGAGUUUUCGGGUACACGGUUUUCUGGAAUGACAACCAUGAAAAGGUGCGAGAAUGAAGGCGAAGCCGAAACCGUUGUCAUAAUAGACGUGGACGAUGACAGUUCCAGUAAUGUAAAAACGAACAACAUACCUAAAAGGCGUGCAAAGAAACCACGAGUUUCAAAUGGAUUAAAAAGUGACAUGAAGUUUCCAAUGAAAACAUACAUAUACAUUGAUGACGACGAUGAUGUUACGAGCCCUGGGAAUCAUAGUUCUGCAACUCCAAAGAAUUUAUCAAGAAGCAAAAGAAUGUACCCGCGAAGAGGCUCAACCAGUCAUGGUUUACACAUUCAGUUAGAUGAUGAUAAAAGUGUCAUUCAUGAGAAAGAAGGUCAAUGUACUGAUGCCGUUGACGGUGCACCCAUCGAGGGUACAGUUGUUAUCGAAAGAGAGACGAUUAAGGAUACUGUUGAGUACAAGCAAGCACAAGAGGAGGAAUUAAAAGCUAGACAGUUAGCCUUAAAACUUCAGGCAGAAGAAGCACAGCAGCAGCGACGUUUACUGGAACGUAAAAAAGCUGAAGAGUUACGUUUGUUAGACAUUAAGAAAAGGCAACAACAACGCGUAGAAGAAAUCAGAGAAUCUCAAAAACAGGAUGAGGAAAUCAUGAACAAAAAAGAAAUGUAUCGUAUUGAAGUCCAACACAACCUUAAGAAGCUGGAAAUGACAUGCCAUGAUAUGGCUUCAUUACUGUGCGGUUUAGGAAUCCUCGUCAAGAGCCCGUACACUACAUCACAUCAGGUUCAUGCGGCUUACAAACGAGCGUUACUAAGGUUUCAUCCAGAUCGAGCAUGCUCGGUAUCUGAUAUGCGCCAACAAGUUGAGGCAGAAGAGAAGUUCAAGCUUAUAUCGCGCAUGAAGGAGAAAGUCAGUAACAUCCCAAGCUUAAAGUAGCAAGACUAGUGGCAGAUUUGUGUUGAAAUUAUUAGUGAUAGAUCCUCAACUUAUGACAUAUUAUGAUAAUUUUUUGUUGGUUGUUAAUCUAAUAUGUUUUAAACUUUAACUUUA
Messenger RNA from Helianthus annuus (common sunflower), 1191 nucleotides. RefSeq lists its product as uncharacterized. The transcript has 5 exons. NCBI's taxonomy places the organism in Eukaryota, Viridiplantae, Streptophyta, Magnoliopsida, Asterales, Asteraceae. The coding region runs from base 172 to 1077 and encodes 301 amino acids. The record is from RefSeq and is a predicted model, not a curated record.